GUCGUGGUUUCACCAGCUCAUUUUGCGUCCACACGAGGUUUGACGUGUCCAACCUCACUUGCAGCCGGCGGGUUUGACAGAGGUUUGAAGAAAAUUCCUUACGUCGAACACUGCACGCAGGUGCCCGGGAGGCGACUAUCUGUCGUCUCUCGCUGCGCUGUCCGCGGCACGCGCCAUUCUUGCGCCGGUUGUCCAUGUCAGGUGCGGAGGUUGCUGGAGCCAGCCAAUUCAAAUACCCAUGUCUUCGUCGUCCCUGCUCGAAACUUUACCAAUGUCGGAGGUGGCUUCUGAGCACCACCGCAUCCGGCUCGUCGCGCUGCGCAUGAUGGUGCUCUCAGAUUCUCUCUGCGGGUCAAGAAUCGCGCAGAACGGCUGACCUCAUUUUGACCCCGAGGCGCCGCGACCUCUGGUGCCCCUCCGUCGCCUCGCCGUGACCGCCACGUUGUAGCGCCUGGCCACAGCGUUCAUCAUCAUACCAUACAAUCCAUCACCGCAGCCAUCGGACAGCACCAGUACCACGUUUUGUUCAAGUCCUCUCUCAUUGACGUACCUCUCGGCCACCCCGAGCUUUGCUGCCUGACGAUGAGCACCACUGUGACGCCCUCCGGAUGCCUGGCGCGGUGAGUGGUCACACACGGGGCCAUGGAACGAUGCCCGUAUGCAUACGGACAUUGUUCCAUUCUUCUUUGCUGGAUUGCCUUGCCCUUUGUUUACCGUCGAUGCAGGUCUGUGUGCCGCCCGUCUGGGGUGCCAUCGUAGAGCUGACUCGCUGGCGAAUCGCCUGAGGUAAGCAGCAGCCACCUCACGACACACGCACAUAUCCAUUACCCCCCAUCUGUAUCACCUGUAUACCUGACAGAGUGGUUCUCGCCGAAGAAGACGAGUGCGUCCACCGCAUACACACCGCGUUCAGCAUCAUCGAGCACUCCAUUCACCCAGGUAGACGAGGAGGCAGACCGGGGCAAACACACCUACAUAUCGACACACACAUGUAUACCAUGUAUACACAUGUAUAUGUGUAUGUGUCUGUAUUGUGUGUGCGGUGUCUGUACCCUUCCAGGUUGCACGUCGCACCACCUCCCGGCUCCCCUGUCCAGCCAGGGGUCCUCCAGCCACCACACCACCGCCCUCCCAAGCCCUCUACCUCUGACCCACCCCUCCUCGUCCACACUCCGCCCCCUCUCUCCACUCACUCACGAUGGACGUCGAGGUCCUCCAGCAGCGAUGGAGACGAGAUUCAGGGUCCUCCCGCCAAGCGCACGAGGACUCAGCGGCGAGCUGCCAAGGGCCUUCCACCGAUGAAGGACUGGCAAGACGGGCCGGCCGCCUCUCGUCACUUUCCAGCCGUCGAGCCAAUGGAGGUCGGCAACCCUGUCCACAAACCGGGACCGAGGAAGUCAUACGGAAGGCAUUCGGUGGGCAGCCUUGAAUUCCUCAUGCCAGGCGGCCGGCUCGGAGGGGGAUGGGAGGCGG
Vitrella brassicaformis is the source of this 1473-nucleotide messenger RNA. The record is from the annotation of a GenBank genome assembly. Lineage: Eukaryota; Vitrellaceae.